Olea europaea var. sylvestris is the source of this 809-nucleotide messenger RNA. RefSeq lists its product as uncharacterized. The transcript is spliced from 2 exons. The record is from RefSeq and is a predicted model, not a curated record. Bases 253 to 717 code for a protein of 154 amino acids. Lineage: Eukaryota; Viridiplantae; Streptophyta; Magnoliopsida; Lamiales; Oleaceae.
UAGAAUAAGCAUUCUCAUUUAUCAGGAGAAACUAAAAAUUCUCCCUACCAUUUCGGAGGGCUCCUCUUGAUAUUAUUAACAAAAAUAUUGGUGCUCCUCCGCACAUUUUGCCGUCGACCACCGCCCUUCCCCACUCUCCCGCUCACCAAGAAUGGCUCCCAUAAUCAUUUUAUAAUUUUAAGUUGAUAAAGUUGUCUUAAGAUUUGUGGGGAUUGUUCGGGGAAGGAAGAUCAUUUUAAGGGAGGGAGAGCAAUGACUAGACAAGUUGUUCUCCAUUCACCGGCAUCCUCCGUCUGCCGGCGGCGGCCACUGCUGGAACCCCAGGACUACUCCUCCAGGGGAGGCGUGCGGAUGGUGAGAUUAGCGGAGUUAGCAGGCGGAACAGCCGCCGAGUGUGCCGCUGUGUGCUGCUGCUGCCCAUGUGGGCUGGUGAACCUCCUGGUUUUGGCCGUGUACAAGCUGCCGGCAGGGCUGUGCCGCAAGGCGUUGAGGCGUAAACGCCGCCGUAGACUGAUCAAGCAAGGGCUAUUGCCACCGCGGCCGUGCGGUUGUGAUGAGAAUGACCUCCAUAUCCGCCCAAUUUCUGGGCCUGCUGCCAUGGUAAAUGCUCUGGAAUCAAACUCAGACAAGGAUGUAAUUGAGCUAGAGAAGGAAAUGUGGGAUAAAUUUUACACAGCUGGAUUCUGGAGGAGCUCCUCACAAAGAAGUGAAAUGUAAUGGUAAAUAACUGUAAAAUCGGCCGGUUAAAAAUCAUCAUAUAUAUAAUAUAUUUUUAUAUUAGUGUUUUUUAUUUAUGGUAUUUAAUUUUU